AUGAGCUUGAUUGUGGUAGAUAUGGGACAGGCGCAGCUGUUAGCCGCGAAAAACAGUGCAGUCAUGGGGUUGGACCGGUUACGAAUCAUAGGGCAGUGUAUUGGAAUAGAGUUGAUAUCUGGCGAUGCAUUUAAGGUCAAACUGGUAGUACAAAGCGUUCAAGAGCUCAUCACGAGAGAAAGCUUCGACAACGGAAGCAGCCUGGAAAUUUUGGUAGGAGAACAGAUUUAUCGCCGGUGCCUAGGAGCGCUUGUAGAAGGCAGCGUGUGCGAUUCGAUGUGUUGCGUGGUGGAAGGUGAAAUUGAAGCCAUGGACGUGCGGAUUUGGACGUUGUCAGACCUCAAAGCAUUUAGAGAAUUCUGGAACAGCUCUACCGGAAGGCAAUGGAGAUCGAUUAAUGCGACAUAUGGCUAG
Molecule: messenger RNA, 414 nt
Organism: Lachancea nothofagi CBS 11611
Lineage: Eukaryota; Fungi; Ascomycota; Saccharomycetes; Saccharomycetales; Saccharomycetaceae
Source: the annotation of a GenBank genome assembly